GUCCACCCCAACUCAUGAUGUCUUUCACUGGAGAUAAUCAACUUUCAUCAAAAGCACUUAAAAAUCGUGAUGAGAGACUCAAUGUUUGUAGUGCGCAUAAACGUGAGGCACGAGCUAAGCUUCAAGAAACUUACAAAUGUGAUCCUUGUGCUGAUCAUUGGUCUCGUAGAGAUGAUGGGAUGGCAUAUCAAUGUGAUAUGAAACUUGUUGAACGUAAGAAAAAUUGGUAUUACGAGGGACGACCGCAAAAAGUAUUAGAACAUUAUCAGAAAGUUGCCGAUCCCAGUGAAAUUGAUGUAAUUAUUAGAAUUGGCUGGUGCUAUGAACAAGAAAUCGGA
Messenger RNA from Racocetra persica, 338 nucleotides. NCBI's taxonomy places the organism in Eukaryota, Fungi, Glomeromycota, Glomeromycetes, Diversisporales, Gigasporaceae. The record is from the annotation of a GenBank genome assembly.